AUGGAUUCAGACGAUUCAGAUAAUUACGAUCAAGAAUUUUGGGAGUUGGUUGAAGAAGAAUUUAUGGACGACAGUGAUGAAGAACAAGAGGUUCAAAAUGAACUUCAAUCUGGAAGUUCCUCUAGGCCAAAGAGAAGAACAACGAUAGAUCGAGGUCGUGAAGAAGGGCAUAAUCGAUUGUUCAAUGACUACUUCUCAGAAAAUCCAUUAUACACAGAUGUUCAAUUCCGAAGAAGGUUCAGAAUGCAUAGGCAUGUAUUUCUUCGAAUUGUAGAUGCCCUUGGAAAUCAUGAUGAAUAUUUCCAAAUGAGGGUUGAUGCAACUGGUAAAAUGGGUCUUUCACCAUUGCAGAAAUGUACAUCUGCUAUUCGUAUGUUGGCGUAUGGGUCUGCUGCUGACAUUGUAGACGAAUAUGUUCGAAUCGGUGAAAGCACUUCAAUUGAGUGCUUACAAAGAUUCAUUCAGGGCGUGAAUGUUGUAUUUGGGGCUGAGUAUUUGAGAAAGCCUAACAACACUGAUGUUGAACAUCUUUUACAAAUGGGAGAGUCACGUGGCUUUCCAGGUAUGUUGGGUUCCAUUGAUUGUAUGUAUUGGGAAUGGAAAAAUUGUCCUGUUGCAUGGAAAUGA
Vicia villosa (hairy vetch) is the source of this 627-nucleotide messenger RNA. RefSeq lists its product as uncharacterized. Bases 1 to 627 code for a protein of 208 amino acids. NCBI's taxonomy places the organism in Eukaryota, Viridiplantae, Streptophyta, Magnoliopsida, Fabales, Fabaceae. The transcript has a single exon. The record is from RefSeq and is a predicted model, not a curated record.